Messenger RNA from Caretta caretta (loggerhead turtle), 2650 nucleotides. It is a transcript of the gene CTH, whose product is annotated as cystathionine gamma-lyase. Gene Ontology annotation, cellular component: cytoplasm. The record is from RefSeq and is a predicted model, not a curated record. Gene Ontology annotation, molecular function: cystathionine gamma-lyase activity; pyridoxal phosphate binding. Gene Ontology annotation, biological process: transsulfuration. NCBI's taxonomy places the organism in Eukaryota, Metazoa, Chordata, Testudines, Cheloniidae.
GUUACAGCGCCAGCCUUCCGCAGCUCCGGCUGUCCCGGCUUCAGUCCGGGAGGCCCCGCGGGCAGUGGGACUCCGUCGGCCUUGGGAUCCCUGCGGGGCUCAGACCCGAGACAGCUCGCAAGGCCCUGGUAAGGGGUGAUCCAGGGAGCCCCGUGCCCGCUCCACACGGCCACCGGCUCCUUAGGUAAAGCCGCUGAUGCUCUUAGUCCAGGCUGUUGCCAGUGAUUGACUUGAUACAGAUGAGACAUAUUUCUCAAGAGGAGAAAGAAUAACAGCUGGAGAAAAUUAAGCUUGAGCAAAAUCAGACGCCAACACCAGCCGCUUUCCUCGGUCCUCUUGCCGCCACAGCUCCCCAUGGAGAAGGCUGAGGACGGGUCCCAGGGCUUCCUGCCGCCCUUCGAGCACUUCGCCACUCAGGCCAUCCACGUUGGGCAGGAGCCGGAGCAAUGGACCUCCAUGGCCGUGGUGCCCCCCAUUUCUCUCUCCACCACCUUCAAGCAGCAGGCGCCCGGCCAGCACUGCGGUUUCGAAUAUAGCCGUAGUGGAAAUCCUACUCGGAAUUGCCUGGAAAAGGCUGUAGCAGCACUGGAUGGAGCCAAGUACUGUUUAGCUUAUGCUUCAGGCUUAGCAGCUACUGUGAAUAUUACACAUUUGUUAAAGGUGGGAGACACUGUUAUCUGUAUGGAUGAUGUUUAUGGAGGUACAAACAGAUAUUUCAGGAAGGUAGCCUCCAAAAUGGGUCUGAAGAUUACUUUUGUUGACUGUAGCAAAUUGGAAUGCCUGGAGUCUGCAAUCACACCAGAUACAAAGCUUGUUUGGCUUGAAACUCCCACAAAUCCCACCCUGAAGAUAAUUGAUAUUCAAGGCUGUGCAGAUGUCAUCCAUAAACAUAAAGACAUUAUUUUAGUAGUAGACAACACUUUUAUGUCAGCAUAUUUCCAGCGUCCUUUGUCUCUUGGGGCAGAUAUUUGUAUGUAUUCAGCAACCAAAUACAUGAACGGGCACAGUGAUGUUGUAAUGGGAUUGGUUUCAGUAAAUGGUGAUGAUCUCUAUGAAAGGCUCAAAUUCUUACAAAAUGCCCUUGGAGCAGUUCCAUCUCCUUUUGACUGUUACCUUUGCAAUCGGGGUUUAAAGACACUGCAGAUCCGGAUGAAGCAGCAUUUCCACAAUGCACUGGCUGUUGCUCAGUACCUUGAAUCAAAUCCCCGGGUAGAAAAAGUCAUUUAUCCUGGACUGCCCUCGCAUCCUCAGCAUAAGCUAAUGAAGCGUCAGUCCACUGGCUGUCCUGGGAUGGUCACCUUUUACAUUAAAGGAAACCGUGAACAUGCUGAAAUCUUUCUCAAGAAUUUAAAGCUUUUUGCGCUGGCUGAGAGUCUGGGAGGAUAUGAAAGCCUAGCAGAACAUCCGGCCAUUAUGACUCACGCUUCAGUUCCUGAAGAAGAGAGAGAGGUUCUUGGGAUCAAUGAUACUUUGAUUCGCCUGUCAAUUGGUUUGGAGGAUGCACAAGAUAUACUGGACGAUGUGGAGCAAGCUUUGAAAGUAGCAGUCCCAGAGCAUAUGGUUCGCAACUAAGAAUCUAAGACCUGAAAUUGGAAGCUGAUCACUACACAGCUAAGACACCCAAAGAAGAUUAAAUGAAAAGCUAAACCACUGAUAAGUUUCUUCAGAUUUGCCUUUGAAAGUGAAGGGUUUCAGAAAAAAAACCCCCACACCCUAAACUUAUAUUCAAUCAAACUUUAGAUACCUAAGCACGGUAUGCAUCCGAUGAAGUGAGCUGUAGCUUACGAAAGCUCAUGCUCAAAUAAAUUGGUUAGUCUCUAAGGUGCCACAAGUACUCCUAAUCUUUUUUAGCUUCACUCUCCAGUGACUCAACAUGGGUCAAACUUAUGCACAAAACUUAUGCUUUCAGAGGUGUCAUCCUCUUGUUCUUCCUGCUCUUAUGACUUGAAACAUCACUCUUUCUGAGAAAAGCUUGUUGAUAUGAGAGCAGCUGUGAUGUACAUGCAAGAGUAUUACAUCCAGAUCUCAAAUAUUAAAAAUAGGGUGUUAUGCUGUACAGUGGUACAUGCUGCAGUUAUGUGGGUACAGCCUGUUUUUUCCAUCAUCCAUACUGUAGUAUUUUUUUUUUUUUAAAAAAUCACAUAUCUAACUGAAGGUAGAUUUUGAAUGGUGUAGGAUCAAACAGACUUUUUGAAUGAGAAUAUCAAAUCUGGUUUUAUAUUGUGCAACACUGAAAAUUUAAAAGCCCUACCUGAUACUGUAAUUUUCUGAAGAUUGACAGGCAAGAUAAGCAGAAUUUAGUCUUAAAUUUUUAACGGAAUGGGUUAUAUUUGAGAACAAUUUCAGUCUUAACUCCUGUCUUAUCAAGAUAGAAUUGUUUCUGUGUGCUUUAAUUUCUAAAGUGGAUAAUUUAAUGAAAGGGGAAAUUAAAUGGAUCAUUUGUCAGACAGACUACAAUAAUUUUAAAAACAUUAAACAGUUUUCACAAAUCAAAUGAAAUUUAGACUUUUUAAAAAGAAAAACCUAUUAGAUCACAUACUGGUUCUCUGGCCUUUUAAAACCCACUAUUUAACAUUCUUAAAUUGUUUAAAAUGUUCUGUAUGAAUUGUAAGUGAAACAUUAGUGAAUAAAAUGAAUGGCACAAAGCUAA